AUGACAUCAGAAGUCAUUCCCAGAACAGAGUGUUCCAGAAUUGAGUCUUGGACUGAUCUCAAUGUCUGGGAGAGCCAUCUACUCCUUAACCUAGUGGUAAGCCUGUACAUGCUGGUACUGGCCUCCCCCUGUAUGAAUAAAUGCAGAGGAGUCAGGUUCAGCAAUCCAUUUAGGGCUGCCCCAGGUGUAGUGGACACGGCUCCCGUUGCUAGCAGAGAGUCAUCUUUGGUUUUCGACCCCAACGCUGUCCCGUAUGGCGGGCUACAGUCUCCGUGUCUUGCGCUGGUUCAGUAUAAUUAUUAUCAACUUCUCUUUUCUUCUCUUCUAGAUGUUUUAUCCACAAAUCCGUCGCCGGCCUGCGCCGCGUGGCCGCCGUGCCCCUGCCCGCGGCUGCUGGGCCGCGCCGACGCGCUGCUGCGCCAGCUGCACCACCGCUGGCGCUGCCUGCUGUUCCGGCGCGCCUUCGACCAGACGCAGCGCAACCGCAUGCGCGAGAAGGUGACGGCCAGCGUGCUGUUCAAGGGCCGCAAGGCGCUGUACGCGCGCAGCGUGCCGCACCCGUUCGUGGGCGACUACGUGCGCCUGCGCGCGUCGGGCUCGUGGCGCCGCGGGCUGGGCGCGCCGCAGGCCGCCGACCGCUACGUGGUGUUCGCCGACGUGGUGCGCAAGCUGCGCGCGCAGGGCGCGGGCGGCGCCCGCCGGCUGCUGGCCGUGCUGUCCACGCACGCGCUGCUGCUGCUGGACGCGCGCUCGCUGCGCCUGCGCCGCCGCGUGCCCGCGCACCAGGUGUACCGCCUGUCGCUGUCGCCCUUCGCCGACGACCUGCUGCUGGUGCACGUGCGAGCGGUGAGCGGCGCGCGGCGCCGCGGCGACCUGGCGCUGCGCUCGUGCCACGUGCUGGAGCUGGCCACCAAGCUGUUCCUGGUGGUGCAGAACGCCUGCGGCGCGCCGCCGCACGUCACCGUGGCGCCGCAGUUCGAGGCCAGCCUCGGCGGCCAGCCCGUGGCCGUGGCCUUCCACGCGCCGCCCGACGCGCCGCACGAGUCGCGCUCGCCGCGCCUGCUGCGCCGCGGCAGCCGCCUCGACGUGCUGCUGUGA
Messenger RNA from Hyposmocoma kahamanoa, 1098 nucleotides. Its product is annotated as unconventional myosin-Ia-like. Lineage: Eukaryota; Metazoa; Arthropoda; Insecta; Lepidoptera; Cosmopterigidae. Gene Ontology annotation, cellular component: myosin complex. Gene Ontology annotation, molecular function: cytoskeletal motor activity. The transcript is spliced from 5 exons. The record is from RefSeq and is a predicted model, not a curated record. The coding region runs from base 1 to 1098 and encodes 365 amino acids.